UGUCUUCUGAAACCGACGAAUGACACGAUCGGCAUUCACAGGAUAUGGCUGUGGUCCAUUUCCAAAGGAAUCCAGGAAUGUUGUCCGGGAGAGAACACCUCCCCGACGCGAUCCUCGUCACGUGAUCCGGGAUAACAGAAAGGAUUUGAAGUUGGCGACCGACAGCGAGGGAGAGUUCGCGCAGCUGAGAGAUCGACGAGACUCCUGACUUUUCGAUCGACCGGUGUUUUGGGAGACAUAUUCAAGAUGGCCAGUGACAGUGGAAUCCUGCUGCUGGUGUGGGUUUUGCUGCUGUCAACAUUGUCUGUCCACAUGGAGACCCUGAACCCCUCUCUAGCCAGCUACAAUGAGGUUCUGAAACAUGGAGACCUGGAGCCCAGCAAAACUGGUAGCUUGGAUCAUACAAUAGACAACAUAAUUCAAGGUCAAAUAUCACCAGAGGAAGACACAACUGCAGCACCCAGCAAGCCCUGCCUUGGAAAUCAGAUUGUGCUUGAUACAACAUCUGAAUGUGGCUGUCCCCAGGACCUGAUCCUACAAGAAGGAAACUGUACCUGUCACCCUGGCUUUGUGCUUCAGGGAACACUGCUUCUGUGCCAAGAUGUUGAUGAGUGCAAGUCAGAAAAAAGCCCCUGCGGAAUCCAUGGUAGCUGUGUGAAUACUGUAGGCUCAUUCCAUUGCAAGUGCCAGAGAGGAUUUCUGAUGGGAGCAGUUGGCUGUGAAGAUGUGGACGAGUGUCAGCUGGCCCAGGUGACGGGACUGCAGGCAUGCUCUGAGCAUGCAAGCUGCUUGAAUACCUUGGGUUCUUUUUCCUGCACUUGUGAGCCUGGCUUUGUGCUGGCACUGGAUGGCAAGUCCUGUGUAGAUGUUGAUGAGUGCUCCUUUGAAGACCGUUGUCGCCGAGAAUUGGGGAACAUCUGCGUCAAUACGGUCGGCAGCUAUGCCUGCAACUGCCACACUGGAUUCAGAGCUGAAAGGCUAGCAUGUUUGGAUGUGGACGAGUGUGCAGAAACUCCAGGUCUUUGUGAUGGCAUUGGAGUUUGUGAAAAUGCAUUAGGCAGCUAUCGAUGUGUGUGCCAGUUAGGGUAUCGAGGCAAUGGAACACAUUGUGAAGAUGAGAAUGAAUGUGCCUCUGGGAAACAUGGAUGUGAUACCAAUGCUCGAUGUGGCAAUAUCAUUGGGUCAUAUUUUUGCCAGUGCUACCAGGGAUUCAAUGGUGAUGGGCAUUCCUGCUAUGAUGUUGACGAGUGCUCUUUAAAUAAUGGGGGCUGCCAACACAUUUGUUCCAACAUACCUGGAACAUACCAGUGUUCCUGCAGAGAUGGUUAUCAGUUGAUGGAUGACACUAUGAAUUGCACAGAUAUCGAUGAAUGCACACUUUUCAAUGGGACAUGUGAUCAGACUUGUACCAACACAAAGGGAUCUUUCCUGUGCUCCUGCCAAACUGGUUUUCAGCUUCAUGUGGAUAAUCGACAGUGUGUUGAUAUUGAUGAGUGCAAACUGCAGAAUGGUGGCUGUUCCCAUGGAUGUACCAACAGACUGGGAGGAUACAGCUGCGAGUGUCCUACACUACUGGUACUUGAUAUGGACAACAGGACCUGCGUCAACAUUACCUCAUGUGAACUGAGGAAUGGUGGUUGUUCCCACAUUUGUACUGAGCGAGUUGCAGGAGAGGUGGAAUGCAGCUGCAGGGCAGGCUGGGAGUUGAGUGACAACCAGCGAGUAUGUCAAGAUGUGGAUGAGUGUGGUGACUUCACUAAUGGAGGUUGUGAGCAGCAAUGUGUGAACCACCCUGGGAGCUUUAACUGCAGCUGUAAUAAAGGAUAUGAAGUCCGGCCGGAUGACCCAAGCAAAUGUCAACCUGUAUGUGAGCCUCCCUGUCAAAACUAUGGAGUGUGUGUCGCUCCUAACACCUGUGACUGCCCGGCUGGUUACCCAGGACCAGGCUGCUCUGCGUCCUGCUCUCCUCCUUGUGCUCAUGGAGGCACAUGCAUGCGGUGGAACACUUGUCUUUGCACAGCUGGCUGGACAGGUCCUGGUUGCCACAAUGCGAUCUGUGAACUUCCUUGUGCCAAUGGAGGCCGCUGCAUUGCUCCAGACACCUGCCAGUGUCCAUCUGACUACACUGGGGCCCUCAGUGCCUGACACCCAUGUGCACCCCACCUUGCCUAAAUGGAGGUCAGUGCAUUGACGUGAACAAGUGUAUUUGUCCUAAAGGCUGGCAAGGAGCUCGCUGCCAAACAGAGCCUGUCCUGUGUGAGAAGAAGUGCAAGAACGGAGGUGUCUGCAUGGGCUACAAUAGAUGCCUUUGUGAAAGUGGAUUUACAGGAGAUCUGUGCGAAACAGCUAUAAUAGAGCCCUGUAUCCCUCCCUGUCAGCAUGGAGCCACCUGCCAGCAGUUCAACAGAUGCCAGUGCCCCAAAGGAACAACAGGACACCGUUGUGAGAGGCUCACCUGCCCUAUUGUAACCACCACUGUUAGUACAGCCCGUGCAGUACGUCAUGGCGUGAGAGAGAGUUAUGUGGAGCGGUGCGGUCCCCUCGGAGUCCGAUUGUGCACCAAGUACAGAAUCAAUCAGGCUCGUGUGUAUGUGCAAGCAUACAAGGUAGGCUACAAAAUCCAUUGUCCGCAGUGAUCCUGUGAAGGGUCCUGCAUGGCACAUUUUCCAUGGUUCUCUCGUGGAUGGACUAUAUACUGUCUUUAAAAGCCAAAAUAUCAACCGUCAAGAGAAAGCGUUCUGCCGGGCAAAUGCUGAACAAGAUGCCAUUCAACUUGAAGACAGCCAGGCCACAUCCUACUUUCACUACUGCUCAUCAGUCUCCAGGGGUUACAUCUUUUAGAAUCACUCCUUAAUAUUUUUAUCAUGAUACCCCAGAUCUUCUUCUUUUAGAAGUCUGUUAAGACAAUGAACAUGCAUCUUAGAUAUUGGGCUAAUUUAACUUUCAAUUCAGCUAAGUUUUAGUCAAGUUGAUGUGUUUGUUUUUUCAUACACCUGCUUUGUAAUUUUUAUUUUUUUACAUCUACAGCAUUGUUUUGAUAUUGUGUUUUCUAAUAUUUAUAUCUUAUCUUACUUGACAAAUGCCAGCAAUCAUGCCUUGAAAUAAAUGGUACUGCUGCUACUGUAAGAGACAAUUUUUAUUAAUGUGUUGUUUCUGACCACUAAUGCUAUGUGGCACCCUUGAUGAGAUGGCUGACUACACUACCCAUGUUCUGUGGCUGUGCCUCUUGCUUUGCAUGAGUAUGUCCCCAAACAUACAUGAGUACACGUGUAACAGACACCAAAAGACUGCCUCCAGAUAUGUAUGUGUGUAAUAAACAAUUUCAUAAUUUGUGAUUUUUCAAUAACAUAAACAUAUAAAUUGAAUAGUGAGAUUGAAACAUAUAACCCAAAAAACUUGUAAUACAGAUGUCAUAAUUCAAAAGGUGAAGUGAGUAAGUAAAUUAAUUCCUUGACCUAUGUAUAAGCAACAUCAUAUGUCACGAGGGGAAAAGGUAAUGGACAGUGCAGGAGGUGACUGAGCUACCUGGCCGUUAAGGAGAAUGCCUUCUUACCCAAAUGGGAGGCCAGAGUAGAAUGAUAAACGGAUUACCUAGUGGGACAGAAAGAUAACUUUGUUUCUGGCUGGUAUAAUAUAGUGGAUGGACCAGCAGAAGCCAAGAGUCAAUAGCUGUUCCAUCCCCAAUACGCAAGGUGGCAGUAGUCCACGUAUGGCAGCUUAGUCAGGACACCCCCAAGGGUACUUGAAAGUUGGAGUCUGGAAGUGCAGCCCUGUUGGGAGCCCCUGGGUACUGAUAGAGGGCACUGUCGGGGGGCUAGGGGGGGGCUCCCUACUUUCUUUAUGGCCCAGAAGUGCUACCACAGACACAUGGCAUAGCACUGGAGUCAGUCCCGGGUCCAUCUUAAAAGGGAGCCCGCUGCCUCACAUCAAUGAGUCAAGGUCGGUAGGUAGCCAGCAGCACUCAAUGGGAGAAAGACAGGAGGAAGAAUUGGUUUAUUUAUUGUGAUUGUGCAACUGGUCUUGGAAAGGUGAUUGUGAAAACAUGUUAAGGAUAAAUAAAUAUCUGCUAUUUAAUCCUAA
This is a messenger RNA of Erpetoichthys calabaricus (reedfish), 4080 nucleotides long. Its product is annotated as latent-transforming growth factor beta-binding protein 4-like. The transcript is spliced from 22 exons. Bases 247 to 2145 code for a protein of 632 amino acids. Lineage: Eukaryota; Metazoa; Chordata; Cladistia; Polypteriformes; Polypteridae. The record is from RefSeq and is a predicted model, not a curated record. Gene Ontology annotation, molecular function: calcium ion binding.